AUGCAUGGAUUGUGGGAGGCGACUUGUUUCUCUGAUCGGAAUUUUGCUCAAGGCAGUGGCAUUGGCAGAGCCUGCGCAAUUAAUUUUGCAAAGGAUGGUGCUGCUAGCGUCUUCAUCACCGAUAUAGACCUUGAAGCUGCAAAGAUCGUUGCCACGGAAUGCAAGGUUGUGGCUACUUCUGUCAACUUUCGUGUUGAAACGCUACAAUUUGACAUCACUCGGGUAGAGUCAGUGGAAAGUGCAACGAAGUAUAUGGUCGAUAAAUUCGGUAGAAUUGACUACUGUGUUAAUUGUGCUGGUGUUGGGAUUCAACUCCAACGAGCAGUCUCUGAUGCCGACUCAGGCGAGUUCAGACGAUUUCUGCAGGUUCACGUGGAGGGAACUUUCUCAUUGUUACGGAGCGUCUCAGCGGUCAUGGUACGCCAGGAACUCCGUCCUAAUGGAGCUAUAGGCAGUGGACGCGGUGCAACGCGUGGCUCCAUUGUGACCCUAGGGUCUGGUAACUCAUUUGUAGCUGCACCAGAAAUGGUGCAGUACACAACCGCGAAGCACGCCAUUCUUGGCUUGACGAAGAAUGCCGAUAAUGCAGCUCAUGGAAUCAGAGUCAAUUGCGUCUGUCCGACAUGGGUGGAGACGCCAAUGAUCCAGAAGGCAAGGGACGGAGGAAUUGACAUAGACACGUGGAUCAGGAGCAUGGUGCCUUUGGGCCGUAUUGCUACUGCAGAGGAAAUUGCUGAUGCCGUUAUUUUCCUUUCCAGUCCCCGAUCAAGCUACGUAACAGGAUGUGGAUUCAUCAUUGACGGCGGGACCCUUGUGACAGCGCACGCAUAG
Molecule: messenger RNA, 831 nt
Organism: Talaromyces stipitatus ATCC 10500
Lineage: Eukaryota; Fungi; Ascomycota; Eurotiomycetes; Eurotiales; Trichocomaceae
Product: short-chain dehydrogenase, putative
Exons: 4
Coding region: 1-831 (276 amino acids)
Source: RefSeq, a predicted model, not a curated record